CACCGGCUGCAUGUUGGCUGGAUCCAAUGAGGUGACGCCGCGUUCAGGGCCUCAGUCCGCCGCUGAUAAAGGAGCCUAAAGUCCUGGAGGGACCGCCUGCUAUCAGUUCCGCUUAGAAUCCUCCUCAGGAAGCCCAGAACAACCGCUUCAUCUGGAGAAGCUCAUCAUGGCAGUAAGGAUCGGGACCCUGGUCGCUCUGUCCUCCCUCCUUGUCGUCCUUCUCCCCUCCUCUACAGAGUCUGUGGCCGUCAUGUCGGUGGACCUUGGGAGCGAGUGGAUGAAAAUGGCCAUAGUGAAACCUGGAGUACCGAUGGAGAUCGUUCUCAACAGGGAGUCGAGAAGGAAAACGCCAGCAGUGGUGUGUCUGAAGGACAACGAGCGACUGUUUGGAGACAGCGCUUUAGGAGUGUCUGUGAAGAUUCCCAAGACGGUCUAUAGACAUCUCCAAAGCCUUCUGGGUAAAAAACGGGACAACGUCCAGGUGAAGGUCUAUGAGAAGCGCUUUCCUGAGCAUCAGCUGCAGGCCGACCCAGUGAGGGGAACGGUUUACUUCAACAGCUCUCAAGAGAUGCGUUAUUCCCCGGAGGAGCUGCUGGCCAUGGUGCUGAAUUAUUCCCGCGGGCUGGCUCAGGACUUUGCAGAACAGCCAAUCAAAGACGCAGUCAUCACCGUCCCAGCCUUCUUCAACCAGGCAGAGCGGAGGGCAGUCCUGCACGCUGCACAGAUGGCCGGCCUAAAGGUCCUUCAGCUCAUCAACGACAACACGGCGGUGGCCCUAAAUUAUGGCGUCUUCAGGAGGAAGGACAUCGAUGGCACGCCCAAGAACAUCAUGUUUUACGAUAUGGGCUCAGGCAGCACCACGGCCACCAUCGUCACCUACCAGACAGUGAAAACCAAAGAUUUUGGUACCCAGCCGCAGCUACAGAUCCAAGGAGUCGGGUUUGAUCGGACUCUGGGGGGCUUUGAGAUGGACCUGCGACUGCGAGACUACCUGGCCAAGCUGUUCAAUGAGCAGAAGAAGAGUCCAAAGGAUGUGAGGGAGAACCACCGGGCCAUGGCCAAGCUUCUCAAAGAGGCGCAGAGACUGAAGACGGUGCUGAGUGCAAAUGCUGACUUCAUGGCUCAGGUAGAAGGAUUGAUGGACGAUAUAGAUUUCAAAGCCAAGGUGACCAGAGCGGAGUUUGAAGAUCUGUGUGCUGAUCUGUUUGAACGAGUCCCUGGACCGGUGCUGGAGGCCCUCACAGCGGCUGAACUAAAGCUGGAAGACUUGGAGCAGGUGAUCUUAGUGGGUGGAGCCACACGUGUCCCCAAGGUCCAGGAGGUGCUGCUGAAAGCUGUGGGGAAGGAGGAGCUGGGGAAGAACAUCAACGCCGACGAGGCGGCGGCGCUGGGGGCCGUGUACCAGGCGGCGGCCCUCAGCAAAGCCUUCAAGGUCAAACCUUUCCUGGUCCGGGAUGCGGCCAUCUUCCCCAUUCAGGUGGAGUUCAACCGGGAGGUGGAGGAAGAAGAAGGGAUCAAAGUCCUGAAGCACAGCAAGCGCAUCCUGUUCCAGAGGAUGGCGCCGUACCCCCAGCGUAAAGUCAUCACCUUCAACCGCUACACCGACGACUUCACCUUCAACAUCAACUACGGAGACCUCAGCUUCCUCAGCCAGGAGGACCUCAGCAUCUUCGGCUCGCUGAACCUGACCACGGUCAAGCUGUCCGGAGUGGGCGAGAGCUUCCAGAAGCAUGCGGACGCUGAGUCCAAAGGAAUCAAAGCUCAUUUCAACAUGGAUGAAAGCGGAGUCCUGCUUCUGGAUCGGGUGGAGUCCGUCUUUGAGACCAUUGUGGAGGAGAAGGAGGAGGAGUCCACCCUAACCAAGCUCGGCAACACCAUUUCUACCCUGUUUGGAGGAGGAUCCUCUGAGCCCAGUCCCAAUGCAACAGAACCAGUCCAGGAGGAGGAGGAAGUUCCUCCAGAGUCGGGGAAGGAGGGCAGCGCGGGCCAGAAGGACCAAGAGAACCAGACCAAAGAUGGUUCAUCAAAAGGUGGCGAUGAGGAGAAGAGCCCAGAGAACCCAGAGGACACGGCCACCAGAACCCAGGCCCCGGAGGAAAAAGGUGGAGAGAAACCUGAAAGCGUGGAGCCUGAGAAGAAGGCCAAACCUCAGAAAAGAACCAAGAUCUCUGAGGACGUCUCUCUGGAACUGGUCCUCCACGAUGUGGUGGACCCCACAGCAGAAGAGCUGUUGUCCUCCAGACAGAAGUUACAGGAUCUGACCAACAGAGAUCUGGCCAAGCAAGAAAGGGAGAAGGUCCUGAACAGCCUGGAAGCGUUCAUCUUUGAGACGCAGGACAAGCUUCACCAGGAGGACCACCAGCAGGUGAUGACGGAGGAGGAGCUUCAGCAGAUCCUGGGCCAGCUGAGGGAAGCGUCUGAUUGGAUGGAUGAGGACGGCUACCGGGCCGGAACCAAGGAGCUGAAGGAGAAGCUGUCUCAGCUCAGAGGGCUCUGCAGGGACGUCUUCUUCAGGGUGGACGAACGCAGGAAGUGGCCCGAGCUCCUCGGCGCCCUGGACAGCCUCCUCAACACCUCGGCCUUCUUCCUCAGGGGCGCCAGGCUGAUUCCAGAUGAUGACCAGAUCUUCACAGAAGUAGAGCUGAACAUGUUGGAGAAGGUCAUCAAUGAAACCACGACCUGGAAGAACGAGACGGUGGCGGAGCAGGAGAACCGCUCGCCGCACCUGCGACCCGUUCUGCUGUCCAGAGAUAUUGAGUCCAAGCUGGCUCUGCUGCAGCGGGAGAUGAACUACCUGCUCAACAAGGCCAAGUUUGCCAAACCCAAAGCUAAAGCUAAAGCUAAGAACGAGACGGGCACCGACGCGGACAGCAAGGCCAACGCUACGGCAGAAGAGGAGAAGCUGGCUCCUCCCACCCAGACAGCAGAGAGCUCAGAGGAGCAGCCGCCGGGUGAAGCUCCGCCCACUGAGGAGAGUGCUCCUGACACGGCCUCUGACAGCCAAUCACAGCCCUCAGAGGAAACCAUCAGCAAAGAGUCUUCAGACGGCGGCGCUCAUGGGAACCACGUGGAGGACGAGUUAUAACCACUGGACCUGGAAAACUUCUUCACUAUUUAUUGACUCCUUCUCAGCUCUUUGCCUUUUUUAAUCGCCUCGUUUUUUUUUUUUUUUUUUUUUAUUGGCCCGUUUGUCCAGUUCUGACUCCAUUCUAAGACCCCCCCACCCCCCUGUCUAACUGGUUUCACUGGGACACUCUGACGCUGCUGCCUGUGGACCCAGAGAGAAAAAAGCCCGGUUUAGUCCGAGUCCUGAGCCAAAGUGCGGAGCUGCCAUCUCCAGCCACCGGGGGCGCUAUCACUUCAUCACAAAGUUGAAUAAAAAUAGUUCAGAAGUAAAAAGAAGUAAAUGUAACAUUUCAUCAGGAUCCAGUCUGGUUUAAACCGGAUCUUCAAACUGGAUUACUUGAAGCGGUUCUGGAGCGUUGGGCGUGGACCUCAUGGGUUCCAUGUCAGUGGAGGGGGGGGGGGGGUGUAGCACCGACUUGGUUCCGGUUCGCAGCACAGCUGUUGGACAAGGUUUGGUCUGACUGGGGAACCAGUGGGUGGACUGGUGUCACUGGUUUCACUCAGUCGGGCCGUAGGACGUUCCCCCUGAUCGGGUCGGAGAUCAGGACGGAUUUUGUUCCAGAACCAGAAGAACUUUGGGUGGUUUUUCCUUUAAUAAAGAAUCUGUUUGAACCUCGUCUGUCCUGUUUGCUUUGAGGAAGCGGGACACCUGAUUGGACGAACCAGCGAGACGUUAGAAAGGAUGCUGACCUUAAAACUGGUUAUUUUCUGUAGAAGAACCAGUACCAGCCCUGUUUCACCUCUGGACCCACCAGAACCGGGCUUUGGGUCGGAUCUGUGACUUUGGAGCGAAAAGACAAACAAGAUUCUGAUGAUGAUGAAAAGUUUGUUUGUGAAUAAAGUUUUCUUUAUUUGAAUUGGC
Cyprinodon tularosa is the source of this 3988-nucleotide messenger RNA. It is a transcript of the gene hyou1, whose product is annotated as hypoxia up-regulated 1. The coding region runs from base 167 to 3085 and encodes 972 amino acids. Gene Ontology annotation, biological process: cellular response to hypoxia; endoplasmic reticulum unfolded protein response; negative regulation of hypoxia-induced intrinsic apoptotic signaling pathway. The transcript has 24 exons. Gene Ontology annotation, cellular component: endoplasmic reticulum chaperone complex. The record is from RefSeq and is a predicted model, not a curated record. Gene Ontology annotation, molecular function: ATP binding; ATP-dependent protein folding chaperone. NCBI's taxonomy places the organism in Eukaryota, Metazoa, Chordata, Actinopteri, Cyprinodontiformes, Cyprinodontidae.